Molecule: messenger RNA, 1167 nt
Organism: Rosa rugosa (rugosa rose)
Lineage: Eukaryota; Viridiplantae; Streptophyta; Magnoliopsida; Rosales; Rosaceae
Product: receptor kinase-like protein Xa21
Exons: 1
Coding region: 1-1167 (388 amino acids)
Molecular function (GO): protein binding
Source: RefSeq, a predicted model, not a curated record
AUGGUGUCGAUUUAUAUAAAUUGUGGCAGGUCCUUACCACAUCAGAUUGGUCAUCUUCCAAAUUUAGAGAUAUUAAACCUCGGUGGGAAUAACCUCAAUGAGGUCAUCCCAUCCUUAAUCUUCAAUAUGUCCACAAUAGCAGUAAUAUCGCUUUUCGACAAUCAGCUCUCAGGCAACCUUCCACCAAACACAGGCCUUGGCCUUCCAAACCUACAACGCUUCUAUCGAGGAGGAAAUAAACUUAGCGGAGCAAUCCCCAAAUCUUUGUCCAAUGCUUCUAACCUGGAGGACAUAGACCUAGGCAGCAACCUAUUAUUUGGCGUUAUUCCUAGCACCCUAUGUACCUUGACAAAACUUCAGCGGCUUCAACUAUUUGAUAAUAACCUGACCGUCAGUACUUCGACUCCAGAACUGGAUGUUCUCUUUUGUUUGGCAAAUCUUCGCAACUUGAGGAGACUAGACUUCUCAGUGAAUCCAUUAGAUGCCAACCUUCCUAUUUCCUUUACGAAUACAUCUCUUCAAUAUAUUUAUUUUUACAACUGCAACAUGAGGGGUGAAAUUCCCAAUGACAUCGGCAACUUGAGCAGCUUGAUAGUAUUAUCUCUGGUAAAGAAUCAAUUAAGUGGAUUGGUUCCAGCCUCAAUAGGAAGAAUCCGAAACCUCCAAGGUCUAUAUUUGGAAAGUAACACAUUUCAAGGACACAUGCCAGAUGAACUUUGCCAACUGAAAAACCUAGCUUCUUUGGUUUUGGCUGGCAAUCGACUGUCUGGCUCUAUACCUUCAUGCAUCGGCAAUCUAACUGGAGCUCUAAGGAUUCUAUCAUUGGAGUCUAAUUUGUUAACUUCUACAGUACCAUCUACCUUGUGGGGACUUACAUAUAUCCUGUACUUGAACUUGUCAUCGAAUUCUCUGAUCGGGUCUAUCGGAGAAGGUGUUGGUAAUUUGAAAGUUGCCACAGAUAUAGAUUUUUCAAACAACCGAUUAUCCGGUGGUAUAGCAAGCAGCGUUGGUGGACUUCAGAACUUGGUCAAUCUGUCCUUGGCAAAUAAUAAACUACAAGGCGCCAUUCCUACUUCACUUGGCAAUUGCAUAAGCCUGGAAUCUUUGGACUUAUCCAAAAACAACUUAUCAGCAGUGAUUCCCAAGUCUCUUUCAGCGCUCUCAUAA